UGCCCCGGGCGAUGACGUCACUACUAGGCGCCCAGCGUCACGUUGGCCAGGCCUUGGGCUGGCUUUAGGGGGACAAAAAUGGCUAUGGCCAGCGAUUUCUACUUGCGCUACUACGUAGGGCACAAGGGCAAGUUUGGACACGAGUUUCUGGAGUUCGAGUUUCGGCCAGACGGAAAGCUUAGAUAUGCCAACAACAGCAAUUACAAAAAUGAUGUUAUGAUCAGAAAGGAGGCUUAUGUGCACAAGAGUGUAAUGGAGGAACUGAAGAGGAUUAUUGACGACAGUGAGAUUACAAAAGAAGAUGAUGCAUUGUGGCCUCCCCCUGACAGAGUUGGCCGACAGGAGCUUGAAAUUGUAAUUGGAGAUGAACACAUUUCUUUUACCACAUCAAAAAUAGGUUCUCUUAUUGAUGUAAAUCAGUCAAAGGAUCCUGAAGGCCUUCGAGUAUUUUACUAUUUGGUACAGGACCUGAAAUGUUUAGUUUUUAGUCUUAUUGGAUUACAUUUCAAGAUUAAACCAAUCUAAAUUGUAUGUUUUUGAAGCUGUUAUUUAUAUUUAAUAAGGGAUGGGUUUGUCAUUUACAGUAUUGGGAUUUUUAUAAAUGUGAAGUUUUUUUUUGUAUGCCAACUAAAAAUAACAAAAUACAUAAACAGGCUUAAUGGUUAUUACUUGGGUCCAAGGGGUCUGGACAGUCCUCACACAUGAAAUUCUGUAAAUAAAAGCAACCUUUUGUUGAGAGUUUGUUCUAAUAAAACAUAUCAAAGCCUG
Molecule: messenger RNA, 768 nt
Organism: Ailuropoda melanoleuca (giant panda)
Lineage: Eukaryota; Metazoa; Chordata; Mammalia; Carnivora; Ursidae
Product: protein mago nashi homolog 2
Exons: 5
Coding region: 79-525 (148 amino acids)
Biological process (GO): RNA splicing
Cellular component (GO): nucleus; exon-exon junction complex; catalytic step 2 spliceosome
Source: RefSeq, a predicted model, not a curated record